UUUCCUGGCAGCUUUACUUUCCACACGUGUGUGCUGUAUUAUAAGACCAAUAACAACACAAACGUAAUGCUAGCGUUUUCAUAUUAAUAUGGAGUUAUGUACCCAUGUUCCGCGCAAAACUUUUAUAUGUUCAUUUCCUAACUGUCAUGCAUCGUACAAUAAAGCAUGGAAACUAGAUGCUCAUAUUUGCAAGCACACUGGGCUGAAACCAUUUGUGUGCGGACAAGGUGGUUGUGACAAGUCGUUCUGCACCAAAUACCAUCUAGCUCGGCAUCAGCUGAGCCACAGUGGCGAGAGACCCUACAGAUGUACAGUAGAUGGAUGCACAGAUGCCUUCACCACAAAUUAUAAUUUGAAGAAACAUGUUAAUCGCAAACACAGCCAUGAAGAUAGACCGCUUGAAUAUGUGUGUAGCUUUGAGGGCUGUGGAAAAGCGUUCAAGAAGAACAAUCAGCUCAAGUCACAUGAGUGUCAGCAACACACCAAUUUACCCCCCUUUCAAUGUACCUUUGAAGGCUGUGGAAAACGGUUCACUUUCCCCAAUAAACUGCGGCUUCACGAGAAGGUCCACCGAGGUUACCCCUGUGAAGAAGAUGGCUGCUCUUUCAUUGGAAAGACCUGGACUGAAUAUACUAAGCAUAGAAGAGACGUGCACAUAGUUCUGUUACAGUGUAACGAGUGCAGCAGGGUGUUUCGCGACAGCUGGUUCCUGAAGCAGCACCAGCGGAUCCAUGCGGAGGAGCGCCAGGUGUUCGUCUGUCCGAGGGAAAGGUGCCAGAGGUCCUUCACCACGCCGUUCAACCUGCAGAGUCACAUCAGUUCCUUUCAUGAGGAACUGCGACCUUACAUCUGCCCCCAUGAAGGGUGCGGAAAGACCUUUGCCAUGAAGCAAAGCUUACAACGCCACAGUGUUGCCCACGACCCAGAACGGAAGAAACAGAAGAAAUCCAGACCCAAGCGAUCUCUCGCUUCCAGACUGAGUGGUUACAAGCCUAAGAGUUGUGGUCCAAAUCCUCACACAUCUUCCGAAUCGGUUGUAAGCGGUCAGUCAGAGCCAGCAAACGAUGUUGGAUCAGAGCCUAUUGAACUGGUAGCCCUUCUGCAAGACAGUCAUUUACCACACUGGGUACGAAAUCAAAUAACUGUCUGACCUGGGUAGCAGGAAUGCAAUUGAUUAGUGCAUUGGGCCACUACCCAAAAAUUAGCUGGUAUCCUAUAGGGGUGAAAAACGUGUGCCUUUGAGCAAGGCAUUUAACCCCAGUUGCUUCUGCAAUUUGUUCUGGAUAAAAGCAUCCCCCAAUUUACUAAAAUGUUCAUUUUGCCCUAUCAUGAAUGACUAAUUGGAGUAAAUUAACUCCAGACAGCCACUCCCAAAAAAGUAUUUGCUUAUUUUCACUGCAUAGAUUGUGUUCUGCUGCAAACCCACACAUACAAAUGUGGAGUUGAUUUACAUGUAUUUAUUUCCCGAGUUCAGUGCUGUGAGUCUGGUGUACGACCUAUGUUGGAGGCAUUAGAUGGGUCAUCAGUGUUUGCUGGAUGCGAGCUGGUAUUUGUGGCCGGCACUGCCACUCCUUUGUUCAUUUCUUUGAUCUCCUUUUCCGAGGGCGGACGUAGGAUGCACAUGGCAGCUCUACCGUCCUGAAUGACUUUGGGUUUGGAAACAAAUCCCACUGGUAUCUUGACCUGUAAAACCAUCUGCUCCAGGCUUGUGUCCUGUUGUCAGUAACAGAAAAACACCACAUUAACACAUGAUCAUGUUCAGCACUUUAACAUCGUUAACAAUCAGUAGAGCUCUACAGUAAAAAAGGAGCCCUUAUUUCUGUCCACAAGGAGAGAUUCAUGUAUAAAUAUGCACAUCUGAGCCUGAUUUGUUUGUUUAUCAAGUGUUUUGCUCAUGUUUGUACUUGUUUAAAUACUCAGGAUUGAAUGUAUGUUUUUGCAAUAAAAACCUAAUUAAUC
This is a messenger RNA of Esox lucius (northern pike), 1959 nucleotides long. It is a transcript of the gene gtf3aa, whose product is annotated as general transcription factor IIIAa. The record is from RefSeq and is a predicted model, not a curated record. The coding region runs from base 89 to 1150 and encodes 353 amino acids. The transcript has 9 exons. Gene Ontology annotation, cellular component: nucleus. NCBI's taxonomy places the organism in Eukaryota, Metazoa, Chordata, Actinopteri, Esociformes, Esocidae.